This is a messenger RNA of Plasmodium malariae, 2229 nucleotides long. Its product is annotated as STP1 protein. The coding region runs from base 1 to 2229 and encodes 742 amino acids. The record is from RefSeq and is a predicted model, not a curated record. NCBI's taxonomy places the organism in Eukaryota, Apicomplexa, Aconoidasida, Haemosporida, Plasmodiidae. The transcript has 3 exons.
AUGGAAAAUUGUAUACCUAAGAAUUUCGCUAUUUCUGGAACGGCAGGAUUUUCGCUAACCUUCACAGAACCAUUUAGGACUAUUAGAACUCACAUACAAAAUAGAACUAAAUUCUUAAAAACGGAAAAUAACGAAGAUUUAUUUAGAGAAGAAUGCAUAAAAUUAGCUGAUUAUCUAAUUGGAAAAAUGUCUCCUCCGAAGUCUAUAUCUCCUACUAUGUGGGAAGCGUUAUUGAAGUUUUAUCUAAAUCAUUACUUUAAGGAUUUAACUAAGUAUGGUGGAUGUCCUAUGAUUUUAAAAAAAGAAGAUAAAGAACUUUUAAAAUUAAAAUAUAAAGAAGACUAUUUCUGUAAAAAAAGACGUAGCGAUUUGAAUGUAAUAGAAAUCAUAAGAAAAAGAAACUCAGGUAAAUGUGAAAAUACAUGUUUAACAAAAUGUAAAGAAUAUAAUAAUUGGAUUAAGCAAAUUUAUAAUGAAUUUAAUGAAAAGAGAAACCUUUUCGAAAGUUGUUACAAAAUAGAACCAAGAAAAAAGACCAAAAAACUAACUAAAGAAUCGAUAUGUGAUAUAAUGAAUGAAGAAACUUUUAAAGAACUUCCUUAUUGCUUAAAUGUGAACUCAGUUGAAAGUACUGAACAUUUACGUGAAAAUGAAAAUAAAAUUUUACCAGAGAAAAGUCAAGAUACCCCUCAAAUUAUGCCUAAACCUCAAGGUCAACAAGAAGAACAUUUGAAAUUUACACCCGCAACUAGGGAUGAACAACAACCAGAAAUUUCACCAGAGUCUCCAGUACAACAUCCCCCAGAAGAUUCACAAGAACUUCUACAACAUGUUUCAUUAGAAACAGCUGAAACAGAAGCUUCAGACAUGCAAGAUUCAACUAAAGAGACCAUUGAUAUACAACCUAUAGUAAUAACAUCAUUAAAAACAUCUAGAGAUCCUGAUAAUGCAGACAUAACUUCAGCAGGUAAUAAUAGAUUUCCCUCUCCAGUUAUUCAAGAAACACAAGCAUCGCCUAGUCGCAAAUAUACUGAGCUAACUCAUCAAGCAUCAAGUUAUACCUCAGUCCAAUUUCCUCUUAAAAAUCUCCAUAGUACAGGAAAUUUAAAAAAAAAUAAAAAGACGAGAAGAAGACAAGUGAAAUUUCUCAGAUUACUAGUACCUUCAUUUUCUAAAAAUAAAAAUAAGAUAUUAAUAGAUGAUCAUUUAGAUCAGCCAAUAUAUGAUGAAAAAGAAAUCAUAAAAAAAAUUAAAAUAAAUGAACUUACAAAAAAUGUAAACUUGUCAAAGCAAAAAAAAGACAGGUCCAAAACCAUAAUAGAAGUACAUAUGGAAGUACUAGAAGAAUGCAAAAAUGAAGAAUGGGAAACCAAAAAAUUAGCAUUCUUAGAAAUAUGUAUAAAAGAGUUAGAAAUAUCACAGUGUACAUCGAGUAAUAUUUUAAAAAAUUUUGAACUAAUGCAAAAUAUUGACACAUGCAGUGAUAAUGAAAAACAAAAAAUUCUAUGGAAUGAGUUGAUAGAAGAACAUAAAAAUCUUUCUGAAAAAUUAAAAAAUGAACACUGGUUUAAUAAUAUGAAAAAGGAUUGGAAAAGAGAACAAACUCACCAAAAAAAAGGUGAAGCAUUAAAUAAGGAAUUUUCGAAUCAAAAUAAAAAUACCUUAUUAUUAGAAAGAGAAAAAGAUCUAUGGAGACAGUGGAUAUCAAAAAUGCAUGCAACUUUAGAACAUCAUUUGGAACAGGACGGGCUUAGAGGAUUGAACGCGGAAUUGCACAAUGUGUUAGAUGAAUAUGUAAAUGAAGAAACCCAAAAUAAUGUUUCACUACUAAAUACAGAAGAAUUGAAGCAGAAAGGAUGUUACAAAGAUUUAUAUAAGUAUAUAAGAAAAAAAUUACUAGCAAAAAUGUGCAUACUAGUAUUUAUGAUAAUACUGGAAGAAUGUAAAAAAGAGGAUAUUAUAGAAAAUACCGAAUCAUAUUUUGAUAGUUCUAUAAAUGAAUUAAAGAGAGAAGUAAAUUUAGGGAAAAAAACAGAAAUUGCGAAUAAUUUAAUUGACACUGACAAAAAUGUUUUGGAAAAUAAAGAAAAUAUUGAUCAUAAGGAGGAACCCAACUUUAGAAAUGAAAUAAAUGACUGGACAAGGGACGAUGACACAUACGUAAAUUUCAUAAUUAAUGAUGAAGAAGUAAACAAAUCCAUUGAUGUACCAGGAAAAAAUACAUUAUAA